CUCUCACACACAUACACAUCCCACCCCUCCCUCACCUUUGAGGGACAUCCUAGAAGAUAAAAGGAGCGCACCCUGCUUGCAGCGCAGCUCACGCUUACCAAAGCUCAGCAACAACAACAGCAAGCGAGACCUGCUCUCCACCUCUAGUCUCAUCUUGCCACCAUGCCUCCUCAGCUGAAGUCCCAAAAGCAAAGCGGCCCGCGGGUCCUGCAGGGUGACUUGAGCGCCCUCAGCCCGGCUGUCAGGGAGUUCGUGGAAGCCAACGUGACUCUGUGCCAGCCGGACUCCUUGCAUGUCUGCGACGGCUCUGAUGAGGAAAACCGCACCAUCUUGGCCCAGCUGGAGGAACAGGGGGUGAUCAAGAAGCUCACCAAGUAUGAUAACUGCUGGCUGGCCAGGACCGACCCGAGGGACGUGGCCCGCGUGGAGAGCAGGACUGUGAUCGUGACCAGAGAGCAGCGGGACACAGUGCCCACUCCUCUGGGGGGCGGAGUCAGCCAGCUGGGCCGCUGGAUGUCGCCGGAGGAGUUUGACAAAGCGGCGGCUCAGCGCUUCCCCGGAUGCAUGAAAGGUCGCACCAUGUAUGUCAUCCCCUUCAGUAUGGGUCCGGUCGGGUCCGCCCUCUCCAAGAUCGGAGUGGAGCUGACCGACUCGCCAUACGUGGUGGCCAGCAUGAGGGUCAUGACCCGAAUGGGCAAGGCGGUUCUGGCCGCACUCGGGAACGGCGAGUUUGUCCGUUGUCUGCACUCCGUUGGCUGUCCACUGCCACUUAAAAGACCACUGGUCAAUAACUGGCCUUGCAACCCUGAGCAGACCCUCAUCGCCCACAUCCCACAGCGUAGACAGAUUGUCUCUUUCGGGAGUGGGUAUGGAGGAAACUCCCUACUGGGGAAGAAGUGCUUUGCCCUGCGCAUCGCCUCACGUCUCGCCAAGGAGGAAGGCUGGUUGGCUGAGCACAUGCUGAUCCUGGGCAUCACCAACCCUGCUGGUCAGAAGAAGUACAUGGCGGCAGCCUUCCCCAGUGCCUGCGGGAAGACCAACCUGGCCAUGCUGCGUCCAACACUGCCAGGGUGGAAGGUGGAGUGUGUCGGUGAUGACAUCGCCUGGAUGAAGUUUGAUCAGCAAGGCAACUUACGCGCCAUCAACCCCGAAAACGGCUUCUUUGGUGUUGCGCCUGGUACCUCUGCCAAAACAAACCCAAACGCCAUGGCAACUAUUGCCAAGAACACCAUCUUCACCAAUGUGGCAGAGACCAGCGAUGGCGGUGUUCACUGGGAGGGCAUGGAUGAGGAGCUGGCAGAGGGCGUCAGCGUCACUUCUUGGAAGAACAAAUCUUGGAAGCCAGAAGACGAUGAACCUUGUGCCCACCCCAACUCUCGUUUCUGCUCGCCGGCCAGUCAGUGCCCCAUCAUUGACCCUCUGUGGGAAUCACCAGAAGGUGUUCCGAUUGAGGCCAUCAUCUUUGGGGGACGUCGGCCUGAAGGUGUUCCGCUGGUCUAUGAGGCCUUCAGCUGGCAGCACGGUGUCUUUGUUGGUGCUGCCAUGAGGUCAGAGGCCACCGCCGCAGCUGAACACAAAGGCAAGGUGAUCAUGCACGACCCAUUUGCCAUGCGGCCAUUCUUCGGCUACAACUUCGGCCAGUACCUCUCUCACUGGCUCAGCAUGGCAGAGCGUCCCGGCGCCAAGCUCCCCAAGAUCUUCCAUGUUAACUGGUUCCGCAAGAGCCCCUCUGCCGGCUUCCUCUGGCCCGGUUUUGGUGAAAACAUCCGCGUUCUGGACUGGAUGUUUCGGCGGUUGAAUGGCGAGGCCGGCGCCAUGCCGUCCGCCGUGGGCUACCUGCCAUGCCCGCACUCUCUGGACCUACACGGUCUGAGCGUGGACAUGAACCAGUUGUUUGCUCUGGACCAAGACUUCUGGCAGAAGGAGGUGGAGGAAGUGGAGAAGUACUUCCGCACGCAGGUGAACGAUGACCUGCCCGUGGAGGUGGCGAGGCAGCUGGAGCUCCUCCGGCAUCGGGUCAACCAGAUGUGAAGAAAAUGUUACGAGGAAAACCUCAUUAUAGUUUUCGUAGACUUGCUAGAAUGUUCCAUUGCCACUGAUUGUAACAUGCAAAUGUCACCGAUUGAAGGUGAACAAUCCAAAGGUACUCCUGUUAGCAUUCAAUGCUAACGGCUAGCUCUCCAUCCAUUCCUGUGCAUUUAAUUCUUAUUCCAUUUGUUGUAUUUCAUGAUAACUUAUUGUGAACGCACAAUACUUUAUGCCUUAAUUUAUUUUUAUAUGUCUACUUUGUAUUCAAAUCUAAGUUCUGGCCCCAAAAGGGCAACUGUCAAUAAACAUACUGCCAUUA
Molecule: messenger RNA, 2347 nt
Organism: Doryrhamphus excisus (bluestripe pipefish)
Lineage: Eukaryota; Metazoa; Chordata; Actinopteri; Syngnathiformes; Syngnathidae
Gene: pck1
Product: phosphoenolpyruvate carboxykinase 1 (soluble)
Biological process (GO): response to starvation; cellular response to insulin stimulus; cellular response to dexamethasone stimulus
Cellular component (GO): cytosol
Molecular function (GO): manganese ion binding; GTP binding; phosphoenolpyruvate carboxykinase (GTP) activity
Source: RefSeq, a predicted model, not a curated record